AUGUCAAGUCGUUCCACUUCUCAACAGAAGGUGAGGGAGAAAGACGUCAGUGACCUGGCCGAGCCGAUCCAGGAUGGCACUCACCCGGACGACUCCGACGAGGAUGACACUCACCCAGACGACUCCGACGAGGAUGAAGCUGGCUCGGAGGACCAGGUUGAGCCCGACAACAUCGCGGGGUCGUCCAACCUCCAAGCACCAUCUCUGUCUACUGCGGAGAAGAAGUUGAAGGAGCUGCUGCAAGGCAAGUCAGACAUUGGAGGGAAGAACAAGAAGGAGACUGGGGGGCACAAGUUCUGGGAUACGCAGCCGGUGCCACACCCAGGCGAGCAGCCCCCGGAAGUAGAUGGGUACAUUGAACCUUCCAAGCCUCGGCAAGAGGUUCGGCAAGACCCAUCUCCUCUACCCGAGGAAUUCAUGUGGUCCAACAUUGACAUCACAGACCCUGCACAGCUGAGAGAGUUGCACGAGUUUCUCUCCGCAAAUUAUGUAGAGGAUGAUAGUGGGUUGUUCCGCUUCCAAUAUUCUGUAGAAUUUCUCUCUUGGGCUCUCAUGCCGCCGGGCUUCCACAAAGACUGGCAUGUGAGUGUCCGUGCAAACUGGAGCAAGAAGCUAGUCGCAUUCAUUUCUGCGGUGCCCAUUAGGAUGCGUGUGCGUGAAAACCAAUUCGAUGCAUGUGAAGUCAACUUUUUGUGUGUUCACAAGUCGCAGCGAUCUAAGCGGUUGGCACCCGUGCUCAUCAAGGAGGUUACUCGGCAAUGCCAGCUUCAAGGAGUGUCCCAGGCGCUGUACACCGCGGCUGUCCUCCUGCCGACGCCAGUAUCCAGCUGUCGGUACUUCCACCGCUGCCUGAACAUCCCCAAGCUCGUCGACGUCGACUUCACCGACGUGCCCUCUGACAUGACCAUGGCGCGCAUGAUCCGCGUACACAAAGUCCCCGACCGCCCGCGCCUGCUCGAUCACGGUCUGCGCGAGAUGGCGGACGACGACGUCCCGCAGGUCGCCGAUCUCUACGCCCGCUACAUGCAGCGCUUCGACAUGGUCCUCGUCAUGUCCCACGACGAGGUCCGCCACCGCUUCCUCGGCGGGCGCGGCGCGGGCCCGCGCGGCCCCGACGCGUGGAAGACCCCGCGCUCGGGCCAGGUCGUGUGGACGUACGUCGUCGAAGACCCGAAGACGAAGCGGAUCACCGACUUCUGGUCCUUCUACUCCCUGCCCUCGACCGUCAUCCGGCACCCCAAUCACAAUGUCCUCAACACCGCGUACCUCUACUACUACGCGACCGCGACCGCAUUCGAGCCCGGCGCGGAGGCGGCCGGCCGGCUGAAGCAGCGCCUGGAGGACCUCAUCGGCGACGCCCUCACCGUCGCGGAGCAGGCCCACUUCGAUGUCUUCAACGGUCUGACGCUCAUGGACAAUGUGUCGUUCUUGAGGGACAUGAAGUUCGGACAAGGUGAUGUUCUCCUUAACUUCUACCUGUACAAUUGGCGCACUGCUCCUUUGGCUGGUGUGACGGGGGUUGGGGACACGGCUGCUGGCAAAGGUGUCGGGGUUGUAUCGUUGUAA
Epithele typhae is the source of this 1566-nucleotide messenger RNA. RefSeq names its product N-myristoyl transferase. Lineage: Eukaryota; Fungi; Basidiomycota; Agaricomycetes; Polyporales; Epitheliaceae. Bases 1 to 1566 code for a protein of 521 amino acids. Gene Ontology annotation, cellular component: cytoplasm. Gene Ontology annotation, biological process: N-terminal peptidyl-glycine N-myristoylation. The record is from RefSeq and is a predicted model, not a curated record. Gene Ontology annotation, molecular function: glycylpeptide N-tetradecanoyltransferase activity. The transcript has 8 exons.